Vigna unguiculata (cowpea) is the source of this 528-nucleotide messenger RNA. RefSeq lists its product as uncharacterized. Lineage: Eukaryota; Viridiplantae; Streptophyta; Magnoliopsida; Fabales; Fabaceae. The record is from RefSeq and is a predicted model, not a curated record.
AGCAAAUCCAAAUCCAAUAUCUUAUCUCAUCAUCAUCAUCUUCUUCCUCAUAUACCCUUUAUUCAGAAUCACUCAAAUAAAAGUAACAACACUGUUCAGAAAAAAUAAAGUCAUGGAUGGGUUUCAAAUAGCUCUUCCUAUUGUCGGAGUUGUUGCGGCUGCAGCUGUGACCUUCUAUGCAGUCAGCUUUGCUGAGCUCAGAGAGAAAUCAUUUAGAGAUUUGGAGGAAUCUGAAUAUGAAGAUGGAGUUUAUAGGCCAUCCCCUAGCUCCCGGGAGAGGCGUGCCAGAAGACAAGCUAACAAAAACAAUAAAAAAUGAACCUUCUUGAGAUUGUGUUUAGAUAUGAGUAAGAAGUGUAACUAAAUUUUCAAUAUAAAACACUCUCAAAGGUUAUUAUUAUUGUACCUGGUAUCCAAACAAAUUUUAAAUCGUGUCUCUGCUUUUCCCUAGUUCAUAGUGUGGUGGAAUUGGUUUUACUUUUAGGGGACCGGUUUUCCUUGCGAAUGAUAUAUAUACUUGUCUAUUUA